AUGGCGGAUGAAGUUGAACAGCAAACGACUACCAACACAGUGGAGGAGCCCCUGGAUCUGAUCAGGCUCAGUCUGGACGAGAGGAUCUAUGUGAAGAUGAGGAACGACAGAGAACUCCGGGGCAGAUUGCACGCCUACGAUCAGCACUUGAACAUGAUCUUGGGAGAUGUUGAGGAGACGGUGACAACAGUAGAGAUCGACGAGGAGACGUAUGAAGAAAUUUACAAGUCAACAAAGAGGAACAUCCCCAUGCUGUUUGUCAGAGGUGACGGUGUGGUCCUGUUAGCUCCUCCACUCAGGGUGGGCUAGCAGCUCAUGGUAUGUCCUGCUCUUAUGUUCAUGGAUCCUGAAGGAGAGAAAAUGACUUGUUUUUGUUGACAAAUUGCCGA
Molecule: messenger RNA, 389 nt
Organism: Coregonus clupeaformis (lake whitefish)
Lineage: Eukaryota; Metazoa; Chordata; Actinopteri; Salmoniformes; Salmonidae
Product: U6 snRNA-associated Sm-like protein LSm3
Biological process (GO): P-body assembly; mRNA splicing, via spliceosome
Cellular component (GO): Lsm1-7-Pat1 complex; P-body; catalytic step 2 spliceosome
Molecular function (GO): RNA binding
Source: RefSeq, a predicted model, not a curated record